CUUGGGACCCUUCAAAUGCUUCUCCUUCCUUUCGAGUGAAGGAUCAGCCGACACUGGUCAACAUGGUUCCUGACUUGUGGUGGUUCUGGCUUGUGAAAGGUCACCCAGACUCCCCGCUUCCCACGCUCCCGGCUGCUCGCGAAACUCACUGCAACCUCUUUCACUUUACCUUCCAUUAUGAUGAUUGCUAGUUACUCUUCCCGCCUCUUUCCAGUCUUUCUUUCUAGGUGCUGCGAUGUGCAGCAUAUUCACUCCUUUGAGUCGCUGACGAUGUGAUUGAGAAUGUUACCCAAACCUCGUCUUUGAACAAACCGUCCACCCACGCUCGUUAACCGAUACCACAUACUCCCUUGUUGCGCGAUCCUACUUUUUGCGAAACCGCGCAUCCACAAAUAUACACUGUUGUAGCCACAAUGGCGCGUGUACUUCUGUCUAUACUGGGUUCAAUCGCGCUUUAUGACGCGGUCACUGCACAGACUUUCAUGCCCACAGCUGCCACGAGCACGUUUCCCAGCUGCGCAGUCAGUUGUACGGUUCUGCUGCAAGCCCAGACGGAGUGCACACCGCCGGACGUCGCGACUACCAACGAUCUCACCUACGAGAACUGCUUCUGUCAAAGCAGUCUAUUAUCUGCCCUGUACAGUACACCCGACUCGGUUUGUACCUCAGAAUGCACGGCCGAGUCCGAUCGUACCGAGUUACAAACAUGGUUCGAGAACUUCUGUUCGGAAGUUGGUCAGGGCAUCGAUCCCUUAUCCACGACUACCACGACACCGACCCCAACCGCUACGACGAUCGUGACAAUCACCUCAACAAGAGCUCCAACAACCACAGCCACUGGGACUGGUAGCUCUGCCACAUCGGCCACUACAUCAAACAAGAGCUGGAUCCAAACACAUUGGCAAUGGAUUUUGAUGUUGGGCAUCCUCGUCCUGGGAUUCGUGCUCCUCACCUGGGGAGCGAUUUGGCUAAAGCGACGGCACAGGAGGAAGGUCGAAGAACGCAGGGCGGCAAUGUCAGGGCUUCCCAAGGCGAACGAGAAGGGAGGACAUCGUGCCGCGACGCCGGACCUUUGGGGGCCCCAUCAGCAUAUGCAACACACACACGGUUUCGAGUAUGCCAAUCCUUCAAUCAUGGGAAGUGGUGCUGUUGUUGCCGGCGCCCCGGCCAGCAAUGAGCGUGGGGAUAGACGGUCGAAGAGGGUAUCAUCAACCCAGCGCAAACACCAUGAAACUGAGACGACGGAACGUGGUGGUCGGCCGGCCGACUCCCGACGACACUCUUCAAAAGGCAAGACUAGGGGUCGGGAUUCAGCUGCCGAGGUAGAGUCUGAGAUCACGCCUGUAGUUGGAGAGCGAAGCAGGGAUCGAAGAAGGAGAGGUCCGGAUGAUGAAACGGAGAGCAGAAGCGACCGAAAGCACCAGAGGCGGCUUCGCGAAGUCAGAGGGAGCCGUCGGAUGGAUAACGAUCAGACAUGAACAAUGAUGAAUUUUUGAUGAAAGCAAAGCUGUGAUGCCUUUUGAUCCUUGCUUCGACUGACGCUUUAGCUUUGUCUACUUGGCUUCAAGCGAUUGACGACAUCGGCGCAGGAUCUGAUAUCGUUCCCUCAAGCAUACGUUGGACGAAGGACUCCGGUCGACUGUCCAGCCCUGUCCAUGCCUGAUUUACCCUCUCCCUUGGCGGUCAGGGAUAGUACCAGUACCACCAGAUAUUUAUCACUCUUCAUAUACCAAACUCACGAAAAACUGGUCACCAAUUCCUCACUGGCUCUGGGUCUCAUCGAGGCUAUCAAACUAGCACCGAGCUAGAAGGCGUGUCAGUGACGAGUCUGG
Molecule: messenger RNA, 1832 nt
Organism: Exophiala viscosa
Lineage: Eukaryota; Fungi; Ascomycota; Eurotiomycetes; Chaetothyriales; Herpotrichiellaceae
Exons: 3
Coding region: 414-1478 (354 amino acids)
Source: RefSeq, a predicted model, not a curated record